Messenger RNA from Aureobasidium vineae, 734 nucleotides. Lineage: Eukaryota; Fungi; Ascomycota; Dothideomycetes; Dothideales; Saccotheciaceae. The record is from the annotation of a GenBank genome assembly.
ACCCUACCAUGGCGUUCCGCGAGCGUAUCAAGAAGGCUCUACGAAAGGCCUCUCCGAACUCGUCACUUCACAAAUCAUCUACAACGGAUUCGACUAAGGGUCGAGAACGAUGGCCCUCGAAUGUGUAUAAGCCUGGCGAACCAAUGCCUCGACCGAAAUACCGUGCCCCGGUCAAGAAGGAACACAAGGAAAAACUUGAGUCGUUCAGUUUUGCGUCUGCCUGGAGGAGAAAGAGUUUCAUGAGUGAAUACAGUCCCAUGGGCACAAGGAUGCCGAGUCGACGAGCGAGUCUGAUCAGCAGAAAGAGUUUUGGAGGCAGAAGCAGCAAGAGGAACAGCAUGAACAUGAGCAGGAGAAAUAGUGUUUCAGGAGCAGCGAAGAGUGGCCGGGAGAGUUUGGAUGUUCCGCGACAAGGGCACGCUGCCCUUGCGCCUGCACUAUCGACGGAGAUAGAAGCCGAUGGCGAUGAUGAUGUGACCAAUGUUGGUCUCUCGCGAGUACAGUCGAGAGAAGACAAACCACAUCGUCCUGUAUACUCUCGUCGCCAAACCGCUGAAUACAGAUCAAGGGCUCCAGCCAAGGCUUCACCACUCGCACAAACGACGGAAGCACCUACAUCAACGCCAUUGCAAGAAGCGCAGGCAAGAGCUGCAUUUGCUCACGACCACACACCGUUUACCGAAGAGGAGCUGGUAAGAGCGCUACAACGAAGCCAUCUGGAAAUAUCAGCGCAC